Molecule: messenger RNA, 1582 nt
Organism: Theobroma umbraticum
Lineage: Eukaryota; Viridiplantae; Streptophyta; Magnoliopsida; Malvales; Malvaceae
Gene: APK4
Product: adenosine-5'-phosphosulfate (APS) kinase 4
Biological process (GO): sulfate assimilation
Molecular function (GO): ATP binding; adenylylsulfate kinase activity
Source: RefSeq, a predicted model, not a curated record
AAAAGGAAAAUACGACAAACCAGCCGCUCCCUCCCAACUAAGCUCAUCCCACGUCAGCUUUCCAUCGAUCUCACUGUAUAUAAUCAAGUCAUUUUGUAAUUCUAUUCUUGUUUCCUGCUUCGCCGUUAACCUCGCCUCGCGCUCUCCAUCUCUUUCAAUCAUUGCAUGUUUUUUCUGUUUCUUUUCAUUUCUAUUUUAAUUAAGAUGGUGUCACUCAGGGCGGUACGGCCAGCGAUUUCUUGUUCUUCUUCCGGUUUAGAGAGUGGCCCAUCCGUACCGCUUCCUAAGGUUGGCUUCGUGAAGUUGCCGUUGCCGUUGCCGGCGCAGUCUUCUUCUUUGGGAUUGCAUGUCGGCAACAAUGCGAGGUUGAGCUUGGUUCAGGCGACGGAGGAAUCGGCCGUGUCGGUUGCAAAUGAUCGUGGUGCUGUUAUUUCUGCUGGAUCUACUUAGGAUUCUGAUUUCAAACGUCUAACUAGGUCAAAAUCUCCGCCAGAUGGCUACUAAUGGAAAGGCAACGAACAUUGUAUGGCACAAAAGUUCUGUUGGUAAACUUCAUCGGCAAGAGCUGCUUCAGCAAAAGGGUUGUGUCAUAUGGAUUACUGGUCUCAGUGGCUCAGGAAAGAGCACUUUGGCAUGCGCUCUGUGCCAAGCCUUGUAUUCGAGGGGAAAGUUGACUUACAUCCUUGAUGGUGACAACGUUCGACAUGGUUUAAACCGUGACCUAAGUUUUAAAGCAGAAGAUCGUGCAGAAAACAUACGAAGGAUUGGAGAGGUAGCAAAGCUCUUUGCAGAUGCUGGCCUCAUCUGCAUUGCCAGUGUGAUAUCUCCCUACAGAAGAGACAGGGAUGCAUGCCGCACGCUGUUGCCAGAAGGAGAUUUUAUUGAGGUGUUCAUGGAUGUGCCACUCCAAAUAUGUGAGUCUAGGGACCCAAAGGGCCUGUACAAGCUUGCAAGAGCUGGAAAAAUAAAAGGUUUUACCGGUAUUGAUGACCCAUACGAACCACCUCUGAAUUGUGAGUUAGUAUUACCACAAAAGGGAAACAACUAUGCUUCCCCAUGUGAAAUGGCUGAAACUGUGAUAUCAUUCCUGGAGGAGAAGGGGUUCCUGCAGGCCUAAGAGGAGAGAAGCCCUGCAAUUCCUGGGUACAGUAAUCACCUGUAAUAUAGUGUUCUGAAUCAAUGAAAAUUGAUUCUUUUCUAAGGAAAUUUCUCGUUUCCUUCAUCGAGGAGACUUUCUGUUUCCUCUAUCUAUUGUUUGUUUCUGGCAUCAAGGAAACUUCUUGUUUCCUGUUUCUGUAGUUUAUAUCUUGUAAUAGAUAAUUAAUCGCUUGAUUAAUUAGAGUGUCCUUUGUUAAGCCUUGUUGAAGCCAAGUUGUGCAUAAUUGGCUUUAGUUAGUCAAAAACUAAAGAUGGACCGAAGGUGUUUGGCUGUUGGUGUAUCAUGUAUGUGCUUGUAUCAUAUAGCAUUGUGAUGAUUGCUUUUAAAAGGAAGGCCAAGUUUUCCUACCCUGUCAUUUUGCUUGUGUCUUUCAAUCUGUACUGAACGAGAAAGGGUCAAUUCUGUGUUGAUGUUGUUUGAUGU